CUCCCUGCUUCACUUCAGAUCUCACACUCUGAAACUCUCCCUCUCUCUCUCUCUCUCUCUCUGGUCUUUCUCUGGGUUUGUCCAUGGCUUCCCCUGGUAAUCCCAACCACCAACAGCUGCAACACCCCCAGCAGCCAUUGGACAUGCAGAGUUUCUUCAAACCCACAAAUCCCUCGCCUCCACAAUUACCGCUACCCAAUCCCGGCGGUGCUUCUACCCCAAACCCUCCAAAUCUAAACCCUUCCGCGCCCCUCCCGCCAUCCUCCGGCCCCUACUCCUACCCUCUCCAAUCCGCACCGUUUCACAACCCCAACCCUUUCCACCACCAUCAACCCUAUCCUUACCAUCCCCACUUGCAGCACCAACGCUCCCUUUCUUACCCCACCCCUCCUCUCCAACCCCCCAUCUCUUCCUCUUCCUCUUCCUCUUCUCCUAACCCCAAUGCUAACUCCGGAGCCCGCCUUAUGGCCCUCCUCAACCCCAAUCUUGACCUCCCUUCUCAUCAGGCCCCGCUAGCCCCUCCUAACCCUCCCUCCUCUUCUUCUUCUUCUUCUUCUUCUUCUGCGAUGAUGAGUUUCAUACCCCCAUCCGUCGGACCUCGCCCGAUUCGGUUACCCAGCAGUAAGCUUCCCAAGGGCCGACAUUUGGCCUCCGAACACGUGGUCUACGACGUGGAUGUUCGGUUGCAAGGCGAGGUACAUCCACAACUGGAGGUCACUCCCAUUACCAAGUACCAAUCCGAUCCUCAGCUCGUCUUCGGCCGCCAGAUUGCGGUCAACAAGUCUUAUAUCUGCUACGGAUUGAGGCAGGGCAAUAUCCGUGUCCUUAAUAGCAUCACUGCCUUGCGUUCUUUGCUUCGAGGCCACACUCAGAGGGUCACAGACAUGGCUUUCUUUGCCGAGGAUGUUCACCUUUUGGCUAGUGUUGGGAUAGAUGGACGGGUUUAUGUAUGGAAGAUUUCUGAAGGCCCAGAAGAAGAAGAUAAGCCUCAGAUUACAGGAAAUGCUAUUGUUGCGAUCCAAAUUAUAGGAGAGGAGGGAGCUUCUCAUCCACGAGUUUGUUGGCACUGCCACAAACAAGAAAUUUUGGUUGUUGGGUUUGGAAGACGUAUUUUUAGAAUUGAUACUACAAAAGUUGGAAAGGGUGAAGUGUAUUUGGCUGAGGAACCUCUCAAAUGUCCUGUUGAUAAGAUCAUUGAUGGGGUCCAGUUGGUUGGUAACCAUGAUGGAGAAGUAACUGAUUUGUCGAUGUGCCAGUGGAUGACCACCCGUUUGGUUUCUGCUUCUAUUGAUGGCACGGUAAAGAUCUGGGACGAUCGCAAACAUGUUCCACUUGCUGUAUUCAGACCACAUGAAGGGCAGUCUGUUUGUUCGGCGACGUUUUUAACUGCUCCCCAUCGGCCGGAUCACAUCAUACUUAUCACUGCGGGGUCACUGAAUCGAGAAGUGAAACUGUGGGCCUUGACAAGCGAAGAAGGCUGGCUACUGCCGAGUGAUGCAGAAUCAUGGAAGUGUACUCAGACAUUGGAGUUGAAGAGUACAGAUGAACCUCGAGUUGAAGAGGCAUUCUUCAAUCAAGUCUCAGCAUUGUCUCAAGCAGGCCUUCUCUUACUUGCAAAUGCCAAGAAGAAUGCUAUAUAUGCUGUACACUUAGAAUAUGGUCCUAAUCCAGCAGCAACCCGCAUGGAUUACAUAGCGGAGUUCACAGUCACCAUGCCUAUUUUGAGUUUUACGGGAACAAGUGAUAUAUUACCUCACGGUGAACAUAUUAUUCAGGUUUAUUGUGUCCAGACACAGGCUAUUCAGCAAUAUGCUUUGGACUUGGCCCAGUGCUUACCCCCACCGUUGGAGAUCAUGGGGUUAGAAACACUGGAUUCAAAUGUCCUGCGUGAUGCAUCUAGUGCUGAAGGAUUUGCUGCUUCAGACCUAUCUGGAAAUAAACCAAAUGAGGCACUGCCCUUAGCUGGUUCAGCACCCAAACAAAAUAUACAAGGAAGUAGCUCUGAGUGUGCAACUUCAGUGAGAUAUACUGUAAGCUCUAGUUCUGCCGAGGCAGCCACUUCAAAAGAAAUUAACAGUUUCAGUAUGGAAUCUAAGCCUGUAGCACUGACACCUGUAAUUAGUGAUGGUGAUGGUGUUUGUGUCACAUCACUGCCUAUUCCUUUGACUCCUAGGUUGUCUAGAGAGCUUUCUGGUUUUCGGAGUCCAACAAGUAACUUUGAACAAAAUCCCCCACUCAGUAUCCAUGUUGGAGAUCAACCAGUUAAUGAUUAUUUGGUUGACAGGCUAGUGGACACCAUUCGUGCAAACUCGUCUGAUGUGCCUUCAUUGGAUGAUGACUCUAGGAAUGAUAAGGCAAAAAUUACAUCAAAUGCACAGGAUGAUUUGUCAACUGUGAUUAAUCCUCAUAUCAUGUUCAAACAACCAACUCAUCUGGUUACUCCCUCUGAGUUGAAAGUCAAUUCAUCCUCUGGAACAACUAACAUUCUUGAAAUCAAGAGCGAGGGAGAGACAAGCAUCCAGGAUGUGAUUGUGAACAGUGAUGUGGGUAAUACUGAGGUUGAGGUGAAAGUAGUUGGUGAAACAAGAUCCACACAGAGUGAUGGAUUUGGUCCUCGAAGAGAUUCUCAAAAUCUUUUGGUAGAGAAUAAGGAAAAGUUCUUUUGCUCACAGGCUUCAGAUCUUGGUAUUGAGAUGACCCGAGAAUGCUGUGCUAUAUCAUCUGAAACCUACAUUGUGGAGGAAGCUCGGCAAGUUGAUGGUGUUGGUGUAAUGGAGCAACUGGGCCAACCUCCAAAUGCUGAUGAGGAAGAAGUACAUGACUCCACAAAAAAUUUGCCUGGGAAGGAUUCUGAGUCAUCUACGUCCGCACAAGUUCUGCUUUCAUCGACACCAAAUUUAAAAGGAAAAAAACAGAAGGGUAAAAGUUCUCAAGCUUUGGGUCCAUCUUCCCCACCUCCAAGUGUUUUUAAUUCAACAGAUUCUUUGAAUGAACCAAGUGGGAGUACGAGUCUCCCCUCUGGUGAAGCUGCUUUUUCUCAAAUUUUGGCCAUGCAGGAGAUGCUUAAUCAGAUCAUGACAAUGCAAAAAGAAAUGCAGAAGCAGAUGACAACAAUGAUUUCUGUUCCAGUUAGCAAAGAAGGUAAAAAACUAGAGACAAAUCUAGGGCGUAGUAUGGAGAAGGCUGUCAAAGCCAAUACAGAUGCUUUGUGGGCUCGCUUUCAAGAAGAGAAUGCAAAAAAUGAGAAGUUAUUGCGAGACCGUACACAGCAAAUAACAAGUUUGAUUAAUAACUUCAUGAAUAAAGACUUGCCGAUGAUGUUAGAAAAAGCAGUGAAGAAGGAAAUGACGGCUGUAGGACCAGCUGUAGUUCGCUCAAUUACUCCGGCCAUUGAGAAGACAAUAUCUUCAGCUAUUGCGGAGUCUUUUCAGAGAGGAGUCGCUGAUAAGACAGUGAAUCAUCUGGAGAAAUCUGUCAAUUCAAAACUUGAAGCUACUGUUGCUAGGCAAAUCCAAGUACAGUUUCAAACUGCUGGCAAACAAGCUCUUCAGGAUGCUUUAAAAUACAGUUUGGAAACAUCAGUAAUUCCUGCCUUUGAGAUGUCAUGUAAAGCUAUGUUUGAGCAAGUAGAUGCUACCUUUCAGAAAGGCAUGGUUGAACAUACGACUGCAGCUCAGCAUCACUUUGAGUCUGCCCAUUCUCCAUUGGCACUUGCUCUAAGGGAUGCCAUUAAUUCAGCAUCAUCUGUGGCUCAAACCUUAGGUGGAGAAUUGCUUGAGGGUCAGAGAAAGCUAUUAUCUCUUGCAGCUUCAGGAGCAGACUCAAGUGCAGUAAAUCCCUUGGUCUCCCAACUGAGCAAUGGACCUUUGGGUGGUCUCCAUGAUAAGGUCGAGGUUCCCGUUGAUCCAACAAAGGAGCUAUCAAGAUUGGUAUCUGACCGCAAAUAUGAGGAGGCUUUCACUACAGCCCUACAAAGAAGUGAUGUUUCCAUAGUAUCCUGGUUAUGUUCUCAGGUUGAUCUUAGGGGGAUUUUGUCAAUGGUUCCGCUUCCUUUGAGCCAGGGAGUGCUGCUUUCUCUUUUGCAGCAGUUAGCAUGUGAUAUAAGUAAUGAUACACCACGAAAACUUUCUUGGAUGACAGACGUGGCUAACGCCAUAAUCCCAGCAGACCCAAUGAUUGCUGUGCAUGUGCGGCCCAUCUUUGAUCAAGUCUAUAAGAUACUAAACCACCAACGUAGUUUGCCUACAAUUACUGGUGCUGAGCUCUCAAGUAUCCGCCUCCUCUCGCAUGUCAUUAACUCCAUGCUGAUGACCUGUAAAUGACUCUUACCUUCUCUGCACUGUUGUGCAAAACGCAUGAGGCAAGAGUGUUAUUUUUUUUUUUUUUGUUGGUACAAAGGGAGGGAGGGAGGGUUCCAACCGUGUAAAAUUGUCUUUAGAAUAUGUGAUCAAAGAAAAAUAGGCUAGGUUUUCCAGACUCAUUUUAAAUUUGGUUUUACUUGUCAAAGUUUUCUGCCGAAAUGGAAUUUUGCAUUUUGAAGAUCA
Molecule: messenger RNA, 4544 nt
Organism: Juglans regia (Persian walnut)
Lineage: Eukaryota; Viridiplantae; Streptophyta; Magnoliopsida; Fagales; Juglandaceae
Product: enhancer of mRNA-decapping protein 4-like
Exons: 12
Coding region: 84-4322 (1412 amino acids)
Biological process (GO): deadenylation-independent decapping of nuclear-transcribed mRNA
Cellular component (GO): P-body
Molecular function (GO): protein binding
Source: RefSeq, a predicted model, not a curated record